AUGACUACUCAAGAGGAUUUGCAGUCCACACUGCGCUAUCUUCAAGGCAAAGACAAUGUGCUCUAUGGGGCACCCCGCACCACUCGAGCUCGGCCUCUGUCGGAUGCCACAGAAAUCCUGGACACAGACUUUGACUCCGACUCACAAGAGGAUAACCCCGACGACUCUCCUCGAAGAAGUGUUCGAUCUCUUGGAACAUCCAGUGUUACCACUGCCUCCACGCCAGACGACAUCAAAACACCAGACUCUACUGGACUCACGGGAUUCCACUUCCACAUUGAGGAUAAUGAGAACCCGGUUGCAGGCCCAAUGGGCCCACACCUCUUCCGCUAUUCGAACCGCUCGAUGGAUCUGAAAUCCUCGGUCGAGGUCGAUCUGGUUUUGCAAGACGCCCCCCUCAGCGCCACCACUCCUUUCCACAAGCACGCAUCCAAGCUGGGACCGGAAAGAAGAGAUACUCCCGUUCCUGCCGAUGAGACUCCUCAGGAGACACGGCCUCAGCGCGAGCUUGCAAACCUUACCGACACUAUCUCGGAAUCGAACGAGACUGAUAUUGCAAACUGGACACCGCAAGAUGUCGUCAUGUGGAUGCAAAGGUUGAAUUUUGAGGAGAGUGUCAUCGAGAAGUUCUUCAUCAAUGAUAUUUCCGGGGCCAUCCUUUUGGAACUCCAAUCGGAGGAUUUGAAAGAGCUUGACAUUCCGUCUUUCGGGAAGCGUCAUCAAGUGAUGAACUCGAUUCGGCAGCUUCGCAAUAGUGUCACGAUUCAUCCCGCUGAUGUCCAGCCGUCGUCCCAAGAAGACCCUGUGUCACGGGAAGCCACACCUCAGACUACUAUGGCCGAUGUCGGCAGUAGUUGUGGAAGCCCGGUAACCGAUGAAGAGAAGUCCGACCGCAAGAAGAAAGAGCACAGUCCUCGUCAUCAGCACCGACGUCGUCAGAAGCAAGUGGUUGUGCCCGAGGACUCCGUCUCCAUUGUCGGCAUUGAACAGGUCUUGCCACGACUCCACAGAUGUUCCAAAGGAGAGGACUGUCGCAAGUGGCAGAAGCAGCAAGCAAAGCUUGCCCGUCUUGCCAAGGACCUCCCCAUUGAGUCCCUCAGCGGCUCGGUGAUUGUGACUGGUGACCCAGGGAACGCAACCACUGCACCAAACCUGAACAAGAGCCCAAAGUCCGAUGUGACACCCUCUCUGGUUGCAUCGUCCGAUGCCCUGGGUCCGAAUCAGACUACGGAUGUUCAUUUAUCGAAGGAAAGACUUCAUGGUGUUCAGCCUCGUGAUCCUCAGGAGAAUGUCCGCAACUUCCUGAACUUUCAGCGUCUGAGCCGACUGCAACCAGCAAACGACCCGGCCACUCCUCCAACGGAAACCUUCCCCUCUCCGGAAGCAGACUCUCCAGGAAGUUUAGCUGAGAAUCUGCGCAGCCUUCCAAAGCUCCGCAUUCCCAGUGCUCAUGCUUCUUCCUUGCGAACCUCACAUCUCUCACCCAGCCUCUCCGGCCAACGUACCGUGACGCCGUCGAUUACCCAAAGAAAAUCUUCUCUCCAGCACACUAUCCCCGAAAAUUCCCAAGAGCCAUACGUCUCUGUCUUCUCUCCAUCGGACUUCUACCGUCAAGAUCCGCACUAUGGACAGUCAACGCCUAUGUCAGAAAUGGAUGUUCCUGUGACAGCCAUUCCUGUUGGCCCAAUUGAGCGGCUCUUUUCUCAAUCGGUGCCACCGGACAUGCGAUUCGGGAACGAGGGAUACCAUAUGGCUGACCCGAUCCCUCGCCCUAUGUCUACAAAGGCGGAAAACCACCGGAGAAACAACAGCUCGCAAAACAUUCCUACUCUGACUCGUCUGGAUGAGGGCCAGGUUCUGCGACCGAUUGAUACGCCUGAAGAUCUGGACCGCACCCCUCGAGCUGGCCGCUGCCGCGUGAACCCAUUUAACACCUCGGGAAGCCCUGUGAACGAUGUCAUCCACAGUGGCUGGAUGAAGAAGCGCAAGACUACUCGACUUCUGCGCCAUGAGUGGGAAGACCAUCACUUUGCGCUGCGUGGCACCCAGCUAGCCAUGUAUGCGGAUGAGGAAACUGCCCACCGCGACUCUAAAGCUCUUGAGCAUAUCGAUGUUGAUGACUAUGCUGUCGCCUGCUCAUCGCUCGCCUCCAGCUCGAAGCUGACAGCAGCCUUCAAGAAGACCGUUCUGAAGCGCAAGGAUGACACUCGUGGUGAUACUGCGUUUGCAUUCUCCUUGAUUCCUUCGCCGAGCCACGGCACUGCUGUCGACCGCAAGACCUUUUUCACCAACAAUGGCAAGUCGCAUCACUUCGCUGUCAAGACUCGAGAUGAGCGCAUUGACUGGAUGCGCGAGUUGAUGCUGGCCAAAGCCCUCCGGAGAGGUCGCGAAAGCGGUGCUUCCGUCAAUGUCAACGGCAAUGCCAUCUAG
Molecule: messenger RNA, 2430 nt
Organism: Penicillium alfredii
Lineage: Eukaryota; Fungi; Ascomycota; Eurotiomycetes; Eurotiales; Aspergillaceae
Product: SAM and PH domain-containing protein
Exons: 3
Coding region: 1-2430 (809 amino acids)
Molecular function (GO): protein binding
Source: RefSeq, a predicted model, not a curated record